This is a messenger RNA of Colossoma macropomum (tambaqui), 1714 nucleotides long. It is a transcript of the gene dscc1, whose product is annotated as DNA replication and sister chromatid cohesion 1. Lineage: Eukaryota; Metazoa; Chordata; Actinopteri; Characiformes; Serrasalmidae. Gene Ontology annotation, biological process: maintenance of mitotic sister chromatid cohesion; mitotic sister chromatid cohesion. The coding region runs from base 423 to 1598 and encodes 391 amino acids. The record is from RefSeq and is a predicted model, not a curated record. Gene Ontology annotation, cellular component: Ctf18 RFC-like complex; chromosome, centromeric region; nucleus. The transcript is spliced from 10 exons.
UUAAGGUGGAACAGGAAAAGAAGCUGAGGUGCCUAAAUGUAGUCUUAACUGCUGCACCCUUUAAGGUGGAACGGGAACAUUUGAACAAGAAGCUGAGAUGCCUGAAUGUAGUUUUAACUGCUGCACCAUUUAAGGAGGAACUGGAAAAUUCUAACAAGAAGCUGAGGCACUGAAUGUAGUCUUAACUGCUGCACCUUUUAAGGUGGAACGGGAAAAGUUGAACAAGAAGCUGAGGCGCCUGAAUGUAGUCUUAACUGCUGCACCAAACAAGAUACUGGUGUUCAGCUUCAUUGAGAGUUGAAAUGCCUGAAAAGGGAUGAGGAGGUCGCUCCUGCUGGACAGGUGGACAACAUUAACUCCUUUUUGCUGUUUCACAGAAGCAAUAGCUCGAUUAAUCGGACGGCAGAGGCAGAAAUAAAAGCAUGAGGACGCUGGACGAGGUUCAGGCUACUCUGCAGAUCGCCAAGCUGAAGGAGGAGGACCUGCAGGCCGUGACUCACUGCCUGUCUUUCGGAGAAAGCGCGUCGUCCGGCGAUUACAGCCUCAUGGAGCUGGACGACACGCUCUGCAGACACAUCGAGGCUGGAAAGAGUCUUAUAAUCCGAGGAGACAAAGAUGAGCACGCAGUUCUGUGCAGCGAAGACAAAACGUACGACCUGAAAAUGGCGGACACGUCCAAUCUGCUGCUGUUUGUGCCAGGAUGCAAAACCCCAGAUCAGCUCAGUGACCACCCAACGCAUCCUCAGCUGGUCCACGCGCAGAUUUGGGGCUAUGCUAGCAGUUACUGGGAGCUGAGACGCCAGCGGCCGAAGUUAAAGAAACUGAAGAAGCUCCUCAUGGAGAGUCCAUACAGUGGUCCACCAGUCGGCACAGAGGAAGAGGCUCCUGAGAACAAGUAUACGAUGGAGGACUUUCUCAAGCAAAUCCAAGCAAGCCGAGAGGAAAUUGAAGCCCACCUUCAGAAAAUUCAUGCAUGUGAAAUUGAUGGAUACUGGCGGAUUCUGGAUUUUGAUUACGAGCUGAAGCUGCUGGGUCACGUGACUCAGCUGGUGGAUUCAGAGUCGUGGUCCUUCAGCAGAGUUCCUCUGAGAACGUGUCUGGAAGAGCUCGGGCCGCUUGAGCCCACAGCAAUGAUUGAACACUGCCUCAACUGUUACGGAAGACGAUAUAACACAGAGGAAGGUGAGGUUGUGUAUGCUCUGGAUGAGGAUAAAGUGUGCAGGGCCAUGGCUCAGAUGCUGCUGCAGAAUGCCGUCAAGUUCAACCUGUCAGAGUUUCAGGAGGUGUGGCAGCAGAGUGUGCCCGAGGGCAUGGGCACCAGGCUGGACCAGCUCAGAGGUUUGGCUCUGGUGGACCGCAACUCAAGGCCUGAGACCAUCUCCCUGCUGAGAGUGGAGGACCUGCCUGAGGACACGCUGGAGCGCUUCAGCGCCCUCUUCAGCAUGAGGGAGAAAUGGACACAGGAUGACAUCGAGCCGUAUAUACAGGAUUUGUGUGGAGAGAAACAAACGACAGGAGCUUUGCUGACCAAACAUGCCCGGUCAUCCAUGCAGAACGGGGUGAAAGUCUACAACUCCAGAAGACCGGUAGCAACGUGAAGGCCUUUUAUUUCACUUCUGUUUUCAGGCAGAAGGACACUUUUAAACAUUGUAUGUUUUCACUUUUAUUUGUAAAGCCAUUGAUUUGGUAAUAAAAGAAUAUUACAUUGCUGUAA